Messenger RNA from Trametes versicolor FP-101664 SS1, 939 nucleotides. RefSeq lists its product as uncharacterized. The transcript has a single exon. Lineage: Eukaryota; Fungi; Basidiomycota; Agaricomycetes; Polyporales; Polyporaceae. Gene Ontology annotation, molecular function: nucleic acid binding; RNA-DNA hybrid ribonuclease activity. The annotation marks the transcript as partial. The record is from RefSeq and is a predicted model, not a curated record.
AUGUGGUUAAAAGCAUACCUGGAUUUCAGCGAAGAAAGACCAUGGUGGGCGUUCAUCGCCGACGACAUCUUGGCGGAAAAUGUAGCAACUGUAUGCACGCCGCAGGAUGCAGAGCUAAGAAUUAACCCGUUCCUCCAGCACUGGAAGCCGAUCAAAACCGGGCUCCCGCCCGAACUGAGAGCCAUCAUCGAAGUGGCGCGAACGAACGGUCUACGGCUGGAGGGGCGAGCUUUCUCAAGAGAAAUUAUACGAGCCAUGCCAAUGUGGGAUCACUCCGAGGCCGACAAAACGAAAAUUCGCCGACUUGGCAGCAGGUCAGCGGCGACUGCGUGCCUCAAAGACACCCACGGAGCGAGAACGGUGGGGGAUUUUGAACGGAUCGCGGCGGAAAUGGGCGACCCGAGCCACGAGCAGUCGAGGCAAUGCGAGUGUGAUAGAUGCACGUACCUCAAAUUGGAAACGGGAUGUAGAUCCCCGCAGGAAUGCUUUGAGCGGGCACGAGCUUUCCUAGAUACCCUCCCACAGAAGUGGGAUCCAAGGGGGGAACAUCCCUGCGACUAUGAAGAUGAGGGUAUGAAAAAUGUCGAAAAUAUCUUUGAAACAGAGGAGUACUCACCGGUUAUCUUCGAUCGACGAGUAACGACAACUGGAAGCCUGGGAAAUGCUUUCCGCAUAUUUACGGGGCCCCAGGACACAUGCAAUACCUUGCCUGAUGUGACGAUUAUGGAGAACGACAUGGUGCAGGAGGUUGCGACCGAUGGGGCAUGUGAAAGAAACGGGGAAAGGAAUGCCUCCGCUGGAGCAGGGGUAUUCUUCGCACAAGGAGACAACAGAAACCGGGCAUUCCGAAUACCGAAAAACAUUGAACAGUCAAACCAAACUGGGGAGGCAGUGGCCGCCCUACAAGCGGGAAAGAUGGCGGACCCCACCAGACCACUA